AUGAGAAACCAAUACUCUCUGUUACUUGUCAUUUUUAUGUCUCUCUUGCUCUCAAUCUCAAUAGCUAAUGCAAAAAUGGAGAGGUUAAACAGAGGAUCAUCUCUCCAUGUAGAGUCGCACUCUGACAUCCUUGUUUCACCUGACGGCUCCUUCUCAGCCGGGUUGUAUGAAGUGGGCCUCAAUGCCUAUUCCUUCGCUAUCUGGUUCUCCAACUCUGCAAACAAAACUGUGUCAUGGAUCGCUAGCAGAGACCACCCGGUUAAUGGCCGACGUUCGAGACUCUCUUUAUGGAAAGAUGGAAACUUGGUCUUAAUUGAUGCAAAUGACGCAGUUAUUUGGAGCACAAACACAAACUCAACAAGCUAUGCAGAGCUCCUGGACACGGGAAACCUGGUUUUGAGAGACUGUAAUGGUCGAAUCAUCUGGGAAAGCUUUGAAUUCCCGACUGAUACUCUCCUCCCAAACCAGCCAUUCACAAAAGGCAAGAGAUUGAUCUCAAGUAGAGGAGAAGGUAUGUAUUCCCCUGGCUAUUUCAGCUUCUUUUUCGACAAUGACAACGUGCUUAGAAUCAUGUAUGAUGGUCCUGAAAUUUCAAGCAUAUACUGGCCAAACCCAGAUUACACUGUAUGGGUUAAUAAGAGAACAUCAUAUAAUAGCUCUAGGUAUGCUUUCUAUGAUGAAUUGGGGAGGUUUGUUUCUAGUGAUAGAUUUGAAUUCUAUGCUUCUGAUUGGGGUUCAAUGCUUAAAAGGAGAUUAACAAUGGAUUAUGAUGGUAACCUUAGGCUUUAUAGCCUUAAUGAAGCAACAGGGCUUUGGUCAAUUACAUGGUUAGCCAUGGCAGAGCAAUGUAGAAUUCAUGGACUUUGUGGAAGAAAUGGGAUAUGUACUUAUAAACCACAGCCAACAUGUGCAUGCCCCCCAUAUUAUGAAGCAAGUGACCCAAAGGACUGGACAAAAGGGUGCAUAUCCAAGUCCAAAACAACCUGUGAUCCUCUCAAAAUCAGGUUUAUAGAGCUUCCUCAAACUGAUUUUUAUGGCUACGAUAUCAACUAUACUUUGCAAACAACCUUUGAGGCCUGUAGAAACAGAUGCUUAGAUGAUUGUACUUGUCAAGGUUUCAUGUAUAGAAUUAAUGGGGAUGGAGGGUGUUACUUCAAGAGUGUUCUCUUUAAUGGAUACACAUCUACAAGUUUUCCAGGAAGCAUGUAUAUAAAAGUCGCCAUAGAUGUAGCCUUAAACCAUAUUGGUAGUCAGAGCACAGGUUUGAGAGAGCUUGAAUUGAAAUGCCCAACUGGUGUAGCUGCAGUCACAGAGGGGCUCGGAGUUUAUGGGGAGAUAAAGAGUACAACUCUUAUGUUGUAUUGGUUUGUGAGUGCAAUUGGUGGGAUUGAGAUCAUAUUCAUAGCGGUCGGGUGGUUCUUCCUUUAUCGGAAACAUGGUGUGCCUGAAGCCAUAGAAAAAGGCUACAAGGGUAUAUCAAGCCAAUUCAGGAGGUUCACAUACAAAGAGCUUAAACAGGCUACAAGCAACUUCAAAGAAGAGCUUGGAAAGGGGGCUUUUGGUGCUGUUUAUAAGGGGGUUUUGAGUGAUGGUAGGGUAGUUGGGGUGAAGAGGCUACAUGAUGUGAGGCAAGGUGAGGAAGAAUUUUGGGCAGAAGUGAGUACAAUCGGGAUGAUAUACCACAUAAACUUUGUGAGGAUGUGGGGCUUUUGUGUUGAGGGUUCACAUAAGCUAUUAGUUUAUGAGUACUUGGAAAAUGGGUCGUUAGACAAGCACUUGUUCUUGGAGGGAACCACUCUGGACUGGAACCAGAGGCUUGAGAUUGCUCUAGGGACAGCAAAGGGCCUAGCGUACUUGCAUCAUGAGUGCCUAGAGUGGGUCUUACAUUGCGAUGUAAAACCCGAAAACAUACUACUAGAUGCAUGUUUCGAGCCCAAGAUAACUGACUUUGGGCUGGCGAAGCUCCUUCAGCGAAGAGGUGAAGGGAGAAACAAUAAGUCUAUUUCAUACUUUACAGGAGUCCGCGGAACCAAAGGGUAUAUGGCGCCGGAGUGGACUCUAAAUCUUCCUAUAACAACAAAAGCAGAUGUUUAUAGCUAUGGAGUAGUUUUGUUAGAGAUGGUGAGAGGGCGUAGAUUAUCAGGGCCCAAGGUGGUUGAUGGCCGCGAAGAAGUCGAGCUUUGGCAUUUGAUCAGGUUUGUCAAGAGGAAGAUCGAGUUGGGAGAGGAAUGGGUGGAGGCAGUGGUUGAUAUGAGAUUGGAGGGCAGGUUCAGCUCAAGGCAGGUAGAGGAGGUGGUGAAAAUAGCUCUAUCCUGUGUUAGAGAGGAGAAAGAGGGGAGACCAACCAUGGAUAUGAUCGUGCAGGCCCUACUUGUAUGUAUAGAUAUUAAUGGGCUAUGA
Amborella trichopoda is the source of this 2400-nucleotide messenger RNA. Its product is annotated as putative receptor protein kinase ZmPK1. The record is from RefSeq and is a predicted model, not a curated record. Gene Ontology annotation, molecular function: protein serine/threonine kinase activity; ATP binding. Lineage: Eukaryota; Viridiplantae; Streptophyta; Magnoliopsida; Amborellales; Amborellaceae. Gene Ontology annotation, biological process: recognition of pollen; protein phosphorylation.